UUCACCUGUUCUUAGAGAAUGGAUGUUAGUGGACGUUAUUGGAGAUUUUCUUUACUGGAAAGAAAGAAUUUCACCCAUUGUCUUAAAAAUGAAUGUCACCAGCAGAGAUAUAUCUCGCUAUAUUCCGUUACCAAAAGGCUUCGACGUGAGAGAUCUUCUGGUCGUAGACAAAGAUCGACAACCGGAAGGAAAAUGCCAAUGUGUUCAAGGCUACUGUUCCAUCAUAAAUGGUUCACGAACUUGUCAUUGUGAAAGUGGUUUCAAUGUCAGUGGCCACGCUUGCACAGAUAAUGAUGAAUGUUUGUCAUCUCCGUGUAAUCUAGCCAUUUUCAUCUCGUGCAACAACACCCCAGGUUCUUACGAAUGUAUAUGUAAGAAAGGUUUCUAUUCCAAUGGAACGGCGUGUCUUGAUAUUGAUGAAUGUAAUUCAUACCCGCAGUGUAACUGUCUAAGUUCAAGAAAAGAAAAGUGUAUUAACACACCAGGUUCUUGCAAAUGA
Molecule: messenger RNA, 499 nt
Organism: Dendronephthya gigantea
Lineage: Eukaryota; Metazoa; Cnidaria; Anthozoa; Malacalcyonacea; Nephtheidae
Product: EGF-containing fibulin-like extracellular matrix protein 1
Exons: 4
Coding region: 23-499 (158 amino acids)
Molecular function (GO): calcium ion binding
Source: RefSeq, a predicted model, not a curated record